AUGCUACUUGAUAAGCUGCAUAAGCUUCGCUCGCGCCAUCCUUCCCUCCUUCUAAUCGGUAGAAACUUUUUGUGUAAUAAUACUGAACUAGAGAACUAUCCUGGAAAGUGUAGGAUAUGCGUACUUGUAACUGAAAGAAUGCUUGAGUGGGGACGCGAACUUGAGAUCUUGGGUGCGUUGAGCGCUAAUGCCAUGGGAACAUUGUUACGGCUUGUUGCACCCUGCAACUUCCUUGUUUCAACGUGUGCAUUCCUGAUCUCUGGCAAAUUCUCGCCUCGACCUCCUUUCCCGUUGCCUACAACGCUCCUUUCUGGACCCGCUAGAGGCGGCAACGGUCGUAUCAACCAUCGAAGCCAAGAACAAUACUCAGAGAGCCAAACAAAGUCAAACUCUCGCUCCACUCGUUUCUCUCAUCAUCUCCUCGCCGUCGCCGUCGUUCUUCACCCUAAUCCCUCCACAAUUUUAAUCGUUCCCCACGUCCACGACGCAUCUUUCACCCAGAAAACACUGGAAGGCCUCGCUUCCUCCUUUUAA
Molecule: messenger RNA, 534 nt
Organism: Laccaria bicolor S238N-H82
Lineage: Eukaryota; Fungi; Basidiomycota; Agaricomycetes; Agaricales; Hydnangiaceae
Exons: 1
Coding region: 1-534 (177 amino acids)
Source: RefSeq, a predicted model, not a curated record